Molecule: messenger RNA, 438 nt
Organism: Cynara cardunculus var. scolymus (artichoke)
Lineage: Eukaryota; Viridiplantae; Streptophyta; Magnoliopsida; Asterales; Asteraceae
Product: UPF0430 protein CG31712-like
Exons: 1
Source: RefSeq, a predicted model, not a curated record
AUGACAUCAUUCUUUGAGAAGGAAAAUAAGGAGUUGAAAGAAAAGAUCUGUGAAUUAGAGCAAAGUCAACAGAGUUAUAAAGAUAAAUAUGUGAAUGUUUUCUAUGAAAAUCAUGUAAAUGAGGAGCUUGUUAAAAAUUUAAAACGGGAGCAUAAAGAAGCUAUAGAACGUGAUGAAAACAAUUCCACAUUUUGGAUUCGUAAACUUGAAAAUACUUUGGAUUAUGAAAGAAAAGGGUUAGAUGAAGAGAUAAGAAGUUCAAACAAGAUAAAGCAAGAUCCGUCUAACAAACUUCAAAAAGCUGAGUUUGAAUUGAAUGCUAAAAGGAACUCUCCAGAAAAAAAGAAUAAGGAGGUUGAGGAACUAACUGAGAAACUUCGUAAAUCUGAGAAUGAAUUGAUUGAUGAAAGGAAGUUAUUGGAUCAAGAGAAAGAUAAG